Messenger RNA from Vespula pensylvanica (western yellowjacket), 1719 nucleotides. It is a transcript of the gene carmine, whose product is annotated as AP-3 complex subunit mu-1. Gene Ontology annotation, cellular component: clathrin adaptor complex; cytoplasmic vesicle. The coding region runs from base 387 to 1640 and encodes 417 amino acids. The transcript has 9 exons. Lineage: Eukaryota; Metazoa; Arthropoda; Insecta; Hymenoptera; Vespidae. Gene Ontology annotation, biological process: intracellular protein transport; endocytosis. The record is from RefSeq and is a predicted model, not a curated record.
CCUACUGUUUUUAUUAUUUAUAUAUAAUUAUAACGGAAAAAACUGAUGUCAUUACAUGUUUUGAAAUAAAUAUCAUGAGACUAUCGCAUGUUUAAUAAUCAUACUAAUAUUACAGUCAUGCACUGAUACUUCGCAGUACAAUAUCGGCGAAAUAUAGGACCACGAAAAAAAUUUCAACGCGAUGCGCUGUGUUUCGUAACCUAUACAGUUUGUUAAAACGUAGCUAUAGUGUCUAUUAAUACGAUAUACAACGUAUGGCGGAUCUAUCAUAACUUAUUAUAGGUUAGAAAUACAUAAAAAAAUCUACAAGUAAUUGUGUAAAAUUACAGUAUAAGUACUGUUUACAAAUUAAACAUUAGACGGUAUUAGUUUCUAACUGUCGAAAAAUGAUACAUAGUCUUUUUAUUAUUAAUUCUGCUGGAGAUGUGUUUAUGGAAAAACAUUGGAAAAGUGCCGUUGCACGAUCGCUAUGCGAUUAUUUUUUUGAUCAACAACGAAGAGUCCUUUCUCUCGAAGAUACACCACCUGUGAUAGCUACGCCUCAUCAUUAUCUUAUUAGCAUAUAUCGGUGUAAUAUGUUUUUUGUAGCAGUAUGCAUGACAGAAGUUCCACCAUUAUUUGUCAUUGAAUUUUUACAUAGAGUAGUUGAUACUUUUGAAGAUUAUUUCAGUGAAUGCACAGAAUCUAUUAUUAAAGAAAAUUAUGUAGUAGUAUAUGAGUUAUUAGAUGAAAUGUUAGAUAAUGGGUUUCCAUUGGCAACAGAAUCCAAUAUUUUGAAAGAAUUGAUUAAACCUCCUAAUAUUUUGCGUACUAUUGCAAAUACUGUUACAGGUAAAUCAAAUGUUAGUGCAACAUUACCAAGCAGUCAGUUAUCUAAUGUUCCAUGGAGAAGAACAGGAGUUAAAUAUACAAAUAAUGAAGCAUAUUUUGAUGUUGUGGAAGAAGUAGAUGCUAUAAUUGAUAAAACUGGAUCAACAGUUUUCGCAGAAAUACAAGGCUAUAUUGACUGUUGUAUAAAAUUAAGUGGUAUGCCAGACUUAACACUUUCCUUUAUAAAUCCAAGAUUAUUUGAUGAUGUCAGUUUUCAUCCUUGUGUUAGAUUUAAACGUUGGGAGUCAGAGAGAAUAUUGUCCUUUAUUCCUCCAGAUGGUAAUUUUCGACUUCUUUCUUACCAUAUAGGAUCACAAAAUAUUGUUGCAAUUCCAAUAUAUGUGAGACAUAAUAUCAGCCUAAAAGAACCUGGUGGAGGUAGAUUAGAUAUAACUGUUGGACCAAAACAAACUAUUGGGAGAACUGUGGAGAAUGUAGUGUUAGAAAUUCCAAUGCCAAAAAUAGUAUUAAAUUGUACAUUAACACCAAAUCAAGGAAAAUAUUCUUUUGAUCCUGUUAGCAAGAUAUUGCUUUGGGACAUUGGAAGGAUAGAUGUUUCUAAAUUACCAAAUUUAAGAGGAUCUAUCACCAUUCAAAAUUCUGCAGUCAUAACUGAAUCCAAUCCUGCUAUUAAUGUACGUUUUACUAUUAAUCAGCUAGCAGUUUCAGGAUUAAAAGUAAAUCGAUUAGAUAUGUAUGGGGAGAAAUAUAAACCUUUCAAAGGUGUUAAAUAUAUUACUAAAGCAGGAAAAUUUCAAAUAAGAAUGUAACAGAAGUAUGUAAAUAUAUAAAUUUGAAGGAUACAUUUUUAAAAGAUUGUGAUAAAUUAUAUACAGGCUUCAACUCUGU